AUGGGGCACCGUAUUCUAUUGUUUGUGAUCGAGAUGCUCGGUUCACUUCGUCUUUUGGGAAAGCUUACGGAGAGCAAUGGGAACUCGAUUGAAGUUCGGCACCGCAUAUCAUCCGGAGACGGAUGGUCGGACCUGAAGCGGAGAGACAUUGAGUUCGAAGUGGGUGAUCAUGUGUUUCUUCGAGUGACACCACGAAAAGGACUCUCGGUGAAGAGAUUUGGCAAGAGAGGGAAACUAAGUCCUAGAUAUGUUGGUCCAUUUCAGAUAUUGGAUAGAGUGGGCAGUGUAGCUUAUAGAAUAGCUUUACCGCCAUCAUUAUCUGGGGUGCAUAAUGUAUUUCAUGUAUCUCAACUCCGGAAAUAUGUGUCAGACCCAUCGCAUGUUUUGAGCUAUGAAACACUGGGUUUGCAGGAAGAUUUGUCCUACAAUGAACGUCCGGUGAAGAUUCUUGAUCAAAAGGAUAGGAUUUUGAGAAAUAAGACAAUUACCCUGGUGAAAGUCCUAUGGAGAAACAGUGUGGUUGAGGAAGCUACUUGGGAGCUUGAAUCUGAUAUGCGAGAACAAUAUCCAGAAUUAUUUGAGUAA
Cannabis sativa is the source of this 585-nucleotide messenger RNA. RefSeq lists its product as uncharacterized. The transcript has 2 exons. The record is from RefSeq and is a predicted model, not a curated record. NCBI's taxonomy places the organism in Eukaryota, Viridiplantae, Streptophyta, Magnoliopsida, Rosales, Cannabaceae. The coding region runs from base 1 to 585 and encodes 194 amino acids.